AUGGUUAUGAGAGCACGCGUCUUGCCUAUAGUUCGCUCCCUAGUGCGAUUUAACUCUAAUCUCACCACAACUCGCAACCCUUCAGCUUACGUUCUUGACCCAACCUCAGAUGUUUCCCAAUUUUCAAAGAGCAAGCUCGUCUACCACGGAGAACUUGAGGAUGGGGUAAUUCCUGAAGCACUCAAGUAUUCUUAUCCUUGCAACCAAGCAACCCUUUCCAAUGGCCUUUUGGUUGCAUCAGAAGCUAGCCAUAACGCUUUAGCUCACUUAUGUGUUAUUGUGAAAGCUGGUGUCCGUAAUGAAAAUUUCCAAGUCAAUGGAAUUGGCCACUUUGUUAGAAAACUCAGAUUUAAAGGGACCGAGCAAAGAAGCAAGUUUCAGCUGGCUGGAGAUGUAGAAAACAUUGGAGGCGAGCUUAGGAUUAAAGCAGGAAAAGAAGUCACUGAGUUUCACAUUGAAGUGCCUAAAGCUUAUACUGCAAAAGCAAUGGAAAUUCUUGCUGACGUCGUCCUUUCUUCAAAAUUCAACAAAAACGCUAUUGAAGAACAAAAGGCUGAAAGCGCUGAAGCACUUUUUGACACAGCUGACAACAAAAGACUGAUUUUAGAAAAUAUUCACUACACUGCAUAUAGGGACCACAUGAUUGGGCAGCCAAUUAGAGGAAACCAAAAAAGCAUUCAGAAUAUCACUCAGGACGCUAUCAAAGAUUAUAUUGAUGCUCACUAUAUUGCUCCAAGAAUGGUUUUGACUGCUACUGGAAAUGUAGACCACAAACAAAUAGCUGAAUUAGGAGAAAAAUAUUUUGGAAAAGUUGCUAAACCUUUAUGCGAAUUAUAAUUGAAAUUCUUUUUUUAGAAAAUUAAUCCUCUUUAAAAGCGAGCAAAAAUUUUUUGUGUAAAAUAUUUUAAUAUAAAUUUAAUAAUUGUUAUUAGCUAAUUCAUUAAAUUUUAAGCAGUUUUAUUUCUUAAAUAUAAAUUAAAUUAGAUUUUUUUUAUAUUUAGGAUUUAUAAGAUCGAUAAAAAUUUUUAUUUAUUGUGCAUUAUUGUUUUUAAAAAAAAUUAGCCUUCUUCAAGAGCGAGUAAACCAAUAUUUGCUCACUUUAAAGGAGGAGAGUAAGUCAGGCAGAGAAAUUACAGGAGAUGACAGACCAAUUUUUACACCUUCAACCGUCACUAUUAGAGAUGAUGAUGUAGAUUUAGCUCAUAUGGGGAUUUUCUUCCAAGCCCCAAGCUGGAAUCAUGAAGACUUCUAUGCUUUCCAAAUGUUAGUAAGACUGUGUGGAGACUACGUGCCUGAAAGAGACUCUAUCAUUAACCACGCAUGGCUUCAGUAUAACUAUUUCCAUACCUGGUUUGGAGAAAUCGAAGAUUUCGGAGGACACUCAAACCACUAUUUCCCUUAUAGCAAUGCUGCAAUAUGGGGGCAUUAUACUCAAAGUUUAGAUUUGUCAGCCUUUAUUUCCCCUCAAGCUUGUUUAUGUGGAACAAAACGCUACACUGACUACAUUAUGGAGUCUGAACUUUAUAGAGCUAGAAAUCGCUAUUAUAAUGACUUAUUAAACAACACCAAUUUAGGCUCAUGGUCAAGCGAAAUCGGCACUGAAUUACUAUACGCCAAGAGAAGAAUCCCAAGAUCUGAAGUUGCUAAAAGAAUUUCUUGCAUGGGAUCUAGGCAUCUAGAAAAGACUUUGCGCUAACUCCCAAUUAAAAAUCGUGUUGUGAUCAGGGGGUUUUCUUUUAAUGAGUUUAUGAUUUAAAAAAAAUCCAAUUUGUAAAUAUUUAGAAAAAUAUUUUAUAUAAUUCAUAAAUUUAUGUUUUAAAACGCAGGCUGUCUAAAAUUCUAUAUAUGCUUACUUCAGAUUCAAUUAUUAUAAAAUAAAUUUAUACAAAAUAUAUUUAAUAAAAAAUUUACUCACUGCCAAGGAUGCUAACUUUAUAAUGCGCUAAGUGGCUUUGGGACUGCGAACUUGCUGUUGCCAUGUAUGGCCCAGUCUUUAUGCAAAUCAGGUUCCACAGCGUUUAUAGAGGUUAUAUGAACGGAGGAAAUAUGUGGUAA
Messenger RNA from Blepharisma stoltei, 2055 nucleotides. The record is from the annotation of a GenBank genome assembly. Lineage: Eukaryota; Ciliophora; Heterotrichea; Heterotrichida; Blepharismidae.